Xiphophorus hellerii (green swordtail) is the source of this 2959-nucleotide messenger RNA. RefSeq names its product fidgetin-like 1 (gene fignl1). The transcript is spliced from 2 exons. The coding region runs from base 176 to 2059 and encodes 627 amino acids. Lineage: Eukaryota; Metazoa; Chordata; Actinopteri; Cyprinodontiformes; Poeciliidae. Gene Ontology annotation, molecular function: ATP hydrolysis activity; ATP binding; microtubule severing ATPase activity. The record is from RefSeq and is a predicted model, not a curated record.
GUGGCGUCACGGAAGAGGAAGCCGAGUGGCGGGAAUCAAGAGUUAAAAUUAUGGCGUUUUAAAAGUGGAACAGUGAUUGUAACAGUUAGCGUGAUAAAGUUAGCUGUUCCUUUAGCAUCUUUAACCUGGUCAGAGCUAACAGGAAGGCCCUCCCGACUGCCGGAGCAGACCAGGCAUGAGUGGCGCACACCUGGAGGAAUGGCAGCACAGGUCCUUUGACAUUUCAUCUGGCAGCUGCACACCUGAACAGAAGGCCGACGCCUACCGGGCCCACAUCCUCUCCAUUCAGUAUGCAUGGGCAAGCUCCCAGCUUUCUCAGGCCGGCGCGGCCGGUCUGCUCAGGACCUAUUCGGAGCGCUACGCCGCCGUGCUGGACUCGGAUGACCCCCAAACGGGGCUCAACAACUAUGCAGAGAGCGCUCUCCAUCUGGCCCGCAGUCAGAGGAACCUCAGCGACAAAUGGGAGUCGUCGCUAACGGCGGAGAGCGUGCUGCGGAUUCCCUCAGUGCAGAGGAUGAUUCCGGCGAGUUCAGGAAGAGAAAGCUUCCUGGUGGCACCAGCAGAUGUUGACAUACCUGUGGGACACGAGAGCAGAGGGGACCCCGCCUCAGCUCAGGUUCAGUUUACCGCAGCCAGUCGAGCACCGUCCAGCUCCGAGGUUAACAACGUUAUCAGGAAUCUAACAGAGAGACCGAGAACUUCAGAUGGGAUCUCAGUUAAUUCAAGCGUUGUCCCUCGACCCGCAGUACGACCUCAGUCAGCGUUUGGUCAUUCUUCUUCAUCUGGUCCUUCAGGAGGCGCACAAAUCCAUCAGUCCUCCUUCUUUCCCUCCUCAAACCCGUCCAAACGGAAGAACUUUUACAGUCCAGACAAAAGCGAUGGCAUUAGCGGCCAACAUGGAGGUCCAGGCGCAACCGAACCCCGCGCUGUGAGCAACUUCAAAACCGCCCGGGAGCAGUUCAUCGUCAAUCAGCAGAAGAAACACUCCUACCAGCCCCAGAGAGGUCACCCGCCUGGGAUGGCGGCGGCCAUGAAAAAGUCUCUGGGGGCCAACAGAUCUCGAGGGGCGUUCUCCAAGUUUGUGUCACCGAUCCCCCGGCCGGAGGACGAAGACGGCAGUAAAAACUCCAACCCAGAACCUCAAAUCCUGGACGAGCGACUGAAGAACUUUGAGCCAAAGAUAGUGGAGCUGAUCAUGAGUGAGAUCAUGGAUCAUGGCCCGCCGGUUGCCUGGGAUGACAUCGCUGGCCUGGAGUUUGCGAAGACCACCAUAAAGGAGAUUGUGGUGUGGCCCAUGCUGCGUCCCGACAUCUUCACCGGGCUCCGCGGGCCGCCUAAAGGCAUCCUGUUGUUCGGGCCCCCGGGAACGGGGAAAACGCUCAUCGGAAAAUGCAUCGCCUGCCAGUCCGGUGCCACCUUCUUCAGCAUCAGCGCCUCGUCACUAACGUCCAAGUGGGUGGGCGAAGGAGAGAAAAUGGUCCGGGCGCUGUUCGCCAUCGCCCGCUGCCACCAGCCGGCGGUGAUUUUCAUCGAUGAGAUCGACUCCCUGCUGUCCCAGCGGACGGAUGGGGAGCACGACUCGUCCCGCAGGAUAAAGACGGAGUUCCUGGUUCAGCUGGACGGCGCUGCCACGGCAGCCGAUGAUCGCAUCCUGGUGGUCGGUGCCACCAACCGGCCCCAGGAGAUCGACGAGGCCGCGCGGCGCCGCCUGGCAAAGCGCUUGUACGUCCCCUUGCCCGAAGCCGGCGCCCGGCGGCAGAUUGUGACCAACCUCAUGGCGCGGGAGAGAAACCACCUGAGAGGACAGGAGCUGGAGUGCGUGGUGGCAGCCACAGAGGGUUUCUCCGGCGCCGACAUGACCCAGCUGUGCCGGGAAGCCGCCUUGGGCCCCAUACGCAGCAUCCAGCUCAACGAUAUUGCCACCAUCAGCGCAGAUCAGGUGAGGCCGAUUCUCUACGCCGACUUCCAGGAGGCCUUGAAAACGGUUCGACCCAGCGUGUCGGCUAAAGACCUGGAGCUGUACGAGGACUGGAACCAAACCUUCGGAUGCGGACGGUGAACUCAUCUGCCUCCGCUUGAGACCAGGAGGUUCUUUUUCAAAGAGCAAAUAAAAUCUUUGAGUGCUGGAAGACAUUACCUCUGAGUUCAUGUUAAUAACACAAAACAGAAAAGAAAAUGUAUUUCUUUUGAGUUUGAUACACAGUGCAAAAAUAUAGAAUAAAUUCAGUGGUUAAAAAGGAAUUCUUCCUCAGAAAAUUUCUAAUUUAUGCUUCCCACAGAAAGAACAUUCUCUCCUUCUGUCAACAGGUGGGGGAGGGACUGAAUGCUAAAUGCAGUCAGGACAUUUCUUUUACUGGCAUCUCUUCAUUUUAUGCACAUUUCAGCAGUUUUUAUACCAUAGUAAUGAUAAAAACUCUACUUAGGCAGACCGUGGUACCAGUAACUGGGCAGUUACCAGUUAGCACCUUUAUGGUGGUUUUGUGACUGCAGUGUUUAAGUUACCAGCAGGGCGGCGCUUGGAGGUAUCUGAAUUUGAUCAGGUGAAAAUCUUAAAGCUGUGGUUGUGAAAUGCAACAAAUCCACCUGAAAAGCUUUGGAUAUUAAACUUUAGCUAAAGGAUUUAUCGCACCAGCUUCUAGAAAUAGUUCCUCACAUUGAAUCCAGUUUGCUGCUCAGAUGUUUGGUUUUUCCUGCUCUAUAUUUGGAUGAACUUUCCUGAAGGUUUUUGGUUUGGUCUUUCAACUCUUUUAUUUUGAAACCUUGAGUUUCUGUUUUCUAUUGUAACGUGAUUUGAAGUUCGUGUUCAGCACCUUGUUGGCUUCACAGAGCAUGUUCCACCUUUUAGUUUUUAUUUUUUGAAAAGCAUGAAUGUUGUUAGGAAUAUUUGCUCAAAAUGUCACAUAAAAAUAUAAAUUUCAUAUCUGUAAAGAUUAUAACCCAGAAUAAAAAAUGAAAAAAC